CAACCAAUCACAGCUUUGGAGCGACGACAAGCAGACAACAAUUUGCCUGUCUUCCCACCACGAGUGAUCUACCAACAGAGACCGAAGAAAAACUUGCAAAAGAGAACCAUGGUGGUAUUCAGUGUCAAGGCAGAAGAAGGUGGGGCCUAUGGACCCUUCUGCUCUGACAGAAUUAUGACGUACAACACUGUGAUUACAAACAUCGGUGAUGCCUACGAUAAAUGUACAGGUGUCUUCACUGCACCUAUUGCAGGUGUUUAUUAUUUCACCUUCUUCUACCAUGCUGGAGGAGAGCAUGAGUCCAAGCUGAUACUGCACAAGAACAAAGAGCCGGUUGUGAUGACAUCUGAUCACAAAGAAAAAGUGACCAGAUGUACCAGUGAAACUGCUGAUAAUGGGGGAAAUGCAGUGUUCCUGAAGCUGGAGAAAGGGGACAAGGUGUGUGUUCACCUGCCUGCAGGAUCUCAUGUUUUCGCAUCAGAGGGCCACACCACCUUCAGUGGUUUUCUGGUCAACUCAUGUUAGAACUGAUGUCUCCAAAAACCUGAAAUCAAUGAUGCAUCUACAUGCAAAUUAAAAUUCAUAUUGAUACAGGUGGCUGUUGCCGUCCUGUUACUGUAUUCAAUCAAAAUAAAUCAUUACAGCAUUA
Molecule: messenger RNA, 649 nt
Organism: Seriola aureovittata
Lineage: Eukaryota; Metazoa; Chordata; Actinopteri; Carangiformes; Carangidae
Product: complement C1q-like protein 3
Exons: 3
Coding region: 109-525 (138 amino acids)
Molecular function (GO): protein binding
Source: RefSeq, a predicted model, not a curated record